Messenger RNA from Prorocentrum cordatum, 426 nucleotides. Lineage: Eukaryota; Dinophyceae; Prorocentrales; Prorocentraceae. The record is from the annotation of a GenBank genome assembly.
GAGGCCACGGGAGGCCACGCCAGGCGGCCUCUGGGCGUCGUGACGCCGCUCGGGAAGACGGUGACGAUGACACUGCGCUCGUACUGCACGUACCUCCGCAGGCACAGGGACGCGGAUGAUCCGCUGUACCUCUUCGACUCCGGGGAGCUGGCGGCAGCGCUGUUCCACUCGUGCCUUGCGAGCUGCCUCGAGAGGACUGGCGCAGCCCCGGCGCAUCAAUGGGCUGCAGGUGUCCUGGCUGGCCCCGGGGGGCGGUGCUUGGCUGAUUCCGCUGAGUGGCUGGAGACCUGCUCUCCGCCGCCGAGGAGCCCUCGGGCCGCGCCCCCGCGGGCCUGCUGGACGGGCUGGAGCGGCGGUACCUCACCGUCGGGCCCGCGGGCUCGGGCGCGCGCUUCCACGUGGACCCCUUCGCCGCGUCCGCGGUGA